UUUUCAUUGAAAGGUAGAGGAAAACACAGGAGUGUCCUAUGAGAACUUGCUGCAGUGCAACUCACUGAUGUGGUGUGCUGUCGUAUCAGAGUUAGCAGCAGAAGGAUAUGAUGAGGGCUGCGGUCCUGUGGGGCCUGCUGGUCCUGCUCUGUCAGCACUCACUGGUGAGCGGCCACGUUCUGGGAAGACCAUCUUCAAGCAGCGACCUCGCCCAGCUCAAGUCUUUGCUGCAGCGUUUCGAGGAGACUCUGGCUGAAGCGGCCCAGGAGGAAGGCAACUCUGAGGCAGAUUAUGAAGAAACAAACCAGGAGCCAGAGCAGAGGCAGGCUGGCCAAGGAUGGAGCCCAGAGCAGGAGGUGGACCAGGAAGCUUUGAUACCAGAAAGAUCUGAAGGCCGCAGCAGGACGGCAGCGAGCACGAGGAGCCGCCUGCAGGACCUGCUGCUCACCGCCAGGAAAAAAUCCUCCUGCUUUGGAGCAAGGAUGGACCGGAUAGGAAACGCCAGCGGAUUGGGCUGCAACAACGGAAGAGGGUAAUCGGACCGUUUCCAGUCUCUACAUGAAGACACCGCCAAAGUCAUUGGAUAUGUUUGAAUCUGUACUCGUGCAAGUCUUUCUAAGGUCUGUUUGGAGCGACAGACAGUCUAUUUGUCAAUAAAUUCACUGUUCUGAGUCCUUUAUUCACUGUGUUAAUUUAAUUCACUAUACAUGAGUUAAGUUCAUAACUGCAUGAUGGUUGCUAACGAAGACAAAUAAACUCUUUUUUUCAUA
Messenger RNA from Notolabrus celidotus (New Zealand spotty), 770 nucleotides. RefSeq names its product natriuretic peptide A (gene nppa). Gene Ontology annotation, cellular component: extracellular region; nucleus; cytoplasm. The transcript is spliced from 4 exons. Gene Ontology annotation, biological process: negative regulation of systemic arterial blood pressure; receptor guanylyl cyclase signaling pathway; neuropeptide signaling pathway. Gene Ontology annotation, molecular function: hormone activity; hormone receptor binding. The record is from RefSeq and is a predicted model, not a curated record. The coding region runs from base 108 to 536 and encodes 142 amino acids. Lineage: Eukaryota; Metazoa; Chordata; Actinopteri; Labriformes; Labridae.